This is a messenger RNA of Talpa occidentalis (Iberian mole), 4181 nucleotides long. RefSeq names its product CTP synthase 1 (gene CTPS1). Gene Ontology annotation, cellular component: cytoplasm; cytoophidium. Gene Ontology annotation, biological process: CTP biosynthetic process; pyrimidine nucleobase biosynthetic process. NCBI's taxonomy places the organism in Eukaryota, Metazoa, Chordata, Mammalia, Eulipotyphla, Talpidae. The record is from RefSeq and is a predicted model, not a curated record. The transcript has 19 exons. The coding region runs from base 732 to 2594 and encodes 620 amino acids. Gene Ontology annotation, molecular function: identical protein binding; CTP synthase activity.
CCGCUGGGGCGAGGAUGCUGCCGUUUAGAGAAGUUGGCUCCGUCUGCGUGGACACGUACGUCCACGUUCAUCAUUUUGAAGCCUCGGCAGCCGGGGGGCCGGCGAGGCGAAGGUUCUCAACCCCAUUUUACAGCUGUGAGGACUCGUCAGGCUGCGAAGUGACUUGACAGUUCUCCGCACACAAGUGGUGGAGCUCACUGCAUUUACCGAACAAAGGGAAAGCUCUUUCCAUCUUUGUUGAAUUCUCUCGUGCAUCCUGAUUUAUGUCACCUCUGCUCGAAAACCUUUCGAUGGCUCCACGACCUACAGAAUAAAGUUCGGAUUGGGCCUCUCCACACGAUUUGCUCCCCUGUGUACAUUUCCAGCUUAUUUCCCACGGACACCCCCCCCCAUCGCCAAUCUCCCCCCUUUCUUGGCUCUAUCUCUGUUUUCUGUAGAUAGCCUUCACCUUUCUGUUUACUCUGUUGGGGUUCCCAUGCCUGAAGUCCUGCAGCGAGUCUAGAUCCAUUGCAAAGUGUCAGGUCAACCAGGCAGGAGCAGACUAUUCUUUUCGCUGGACUUCUCUCACCUCUUGUAAAUGGGCCAUGGUACUUUACCCUGGGCUUGCUACUGAAAGAUUUCUGUUCCCUUUUCCUUCACCUUUUAUGUCUUUCACAUGUCCUGCUUUCAGCCAACACUGGAUUACUCAUUUAUUUGUAAAUGUCCUAACUGGAUUGUCAGCAACUUGAGAAAUGGGCCCAAAUCUGAUGAAUCCUUGUGGUCCCCAAAGUGCCAGUCAGACGUGCACAGUGGGCAGUCCACAAAUGUCAAAAAGUAAAAUGAAGUACAUUCUAGUUACUGGUGGUGUUAUAUCAGGAAUUGGUAAAGGAAUCAUCGCCAGCAGUGUGGGCACCAUACUGAAGUCAUGUGGUUUACAUGUAACUUCAAUUAAAAUUGAUCCAUACAUUAACAUUGAUGCAGGGACAUUCUCUCCAUAUGAACAUGGCGAGGUUUUUGUGCUGGACGAUGGAGGGGAAGUUGACCUCGACUUGGGCAACUACGAGCGGUUCUUGGACAUUCGCCUCACCAAAGACAAUAAUCUCACCACUGGGAAGAUAUACCAGUAUGUCAUUAACAAGGAACGCAAAGGAGAUUACUUGGGGAAAACCGUCCAAGUUGUCCCUCAUAUCACAGAUGCAAUCCAGGAGUGGGUGAUGAGACAGGCAUUGAUACCUGUUGAUGAAGAUGGCUUAGAACCUCAAGUGUGUGUUAUCGAGCUCGGUGGAACAGUGGGAGAUAUAGAAAGCAUGCCCUUUAUCGAGGCCUUCCGUCAAUUCCAAUUCAAGGUCAAAAGAGAGAACUUCUGUAAUAUUCACGUCAGUCUAGUUCCUCAGCCAAGUUCCACAGGGGAACAGAAGACUAAGCCCACCCAGAACAGUGUUCGGGAACUCAGGGGGCUCGGCCUUUCCCCGGAUCUGGUUGUUUGCAGGUGCUCAAAUCCUCUCGACACGGCAGUGAAAGAGAAAAUAUCUAUGUUCUGCCACGUCGAACCUGAACAGGUGAUCUGUGUCCAUGAUGUCUCGUCCAUCUACCGAGUCCCCUUGUUGUUAGAGGAACAGGGGGUUGUGGAUUAUUUUCUUCGAAGACUUGAUCUUCCUAUUGAGAGGCAGUCACGAAAAAUGCUGAUGAAAUGGAAGGAGAUGGCUGACAGAUACGAUCGCUUGCUGGAGACUUGCUCUAUUGCCCUUGUGGGCAAAUAUACCAAAUUCUCAGACUCUUACGCGUCUGUCAUUAAAGCUUUGGAGCAUUCUGCACUGGCCAUCAACCACAAAUUGGAAAUCAAGUACAUAGACUCCACGGACCUGGAGCCUAGCACCUUGCAGGAGGAGCCUGUGCGCUACCAUGAAGCCUGGCAGAAGCUCUGUAGCGCCAAUGGAGUGCUGGUUCCGGGGGGAUUUGGUGUUCGAGGAACAGAAGGCAAAAUCCAAGCAAUCGCCUGGGCUCGGAAACAGAAGAAGCCUUUUUUGGGUGUGUGCUUAGGAAUGCAGUUGGCGGUGGUUGAAUUUUCAAGAAAUGUGCUUGGAUGGCAAGAUGCCAAUUCUACGGAGUUUGAUCCUAAGACCAAUCAUCCUGUGGUCAUCGACAUGCCAGAACACAAUCCUGGGCAGAUGGGCGGAACCAUGAGACUGGGCAAGAGGAGAACGCUGUUCCAGACCAAGAACUCAGUCAUGAGGAAACUCUACGGAGAUCCGGAUUACCUAGAGGAGAGGCAUCGCCACAGAUUUGAGGUGAAUCCAGUCUUGAAAAAGUGUUUGGAAGAACAAGGUUUGAAAUUUGUUGGCCAAGAUGUUGAAGGAGAAAGAAUGGAAAUUGUGGAGCUGGAAGAUCAUCCCUUUUUUGUGGGAGUUCAGUACCACCCUGAGUUCCUGUCCAGACCUAUCAAGCCUUCCCCACCGUACUUUGGCCUCCUUCUGGCCUCUGUGGGGAGGCUCCCGCAUUACCUCCAGAAAGGCUGCAGGCUCUCGCCCAGGGAUACCUAUAGUGACAGGAGUGGAAGCAGCUCCCCUGACUCUGAAAUCACUGAAUUGAAGUUUCCAUCCAUAAAUCAUGACUGAUGAUAACGGCUGAUGCAUCAAGAAACCUUCAGACUUUGGUGGAGUUUACAGCUUUGAUUUUACACUCAGCUUUUGACACUUCCUUUAAAUUAUGUUUUUAUUAAGAUUAUUUUAUUAUGGGGAAAGGUAUUUGGAAGCCUUUGACGUGCAUGUCGCAUCAUGUGUAUCGGCUCCUACACUGUGCUGCCUGGUGUUGACUCCUUUGUGGUCGGUAAGCCUUCCAGACGAGAAGCAGGACAUCCGGGCGGGAGUAGAUGCCAGACGUGGCUGGUGGAGGCUCCUGUUUCUACAACUACCUCGCAUCGUUGUGGAUUCGAGUGCUAGCCCAUUGCUUCCUCUUGGAGGCCUAGACCAUUAUAAAAAGUGCACGCGGAAGGAUUUUUAGCUAGCGCUUGUAACACUUUGGUACUGGUGGCUGGAGGGCACUGCUUGCACCAAGAGCGGUGAGAUGAGAGACCAAGCCUUAGCACUGCCCAGUGCGGUGGGGACUCUCCCUGCCAACUGUGGCUGGUAGUCAUUGUCUAAAGGGACAGUCAGCCUGUUGUUACAUGAAACAGCAAGAAGUCCGUGUCUCUCUGAAGUGUGGUUUUAGAACCCCUGUCCUCUGGCCAUGCUUCUCUUCUGGGGCUGGGAAACACUCCUUGCAUCAAGGGGUUGCUUAAAAAAGAACGCAGAAUCUUUUGGGGAAACUGCCUCUAAAACCCUCUCAUAUAGAAACAGCUUUGGCUUGAGGGGACUUUUCCUUCCAGGAUGGUGUUACUGCAGUCAACAUGUGCUAUGAAAAGCUAUUUUCUUAAUAUGACAUACCAAUAGGCACCGCUCUGUGCCUGCUGAAUUCUGGCUGGACUCAGUGUAUACUCUAACUUAAAUAAAUAAUGCAGAACAAGACACACGCUUUGUUUGCAGUGCUGUUUACUUGGUGGCAGCUGGACACGUUCUGAGUGCAGGUGAGAAAGCUUUUCAAUAGGAACUGGAAUUUCUCAGCUUCAAUUUUAAAUCCUCAGUUUAUAUGUAAAGGUAGAGAUUCAAAGAAGCACAGGUGCUGAGUGUGCUGCUGCCUCUUGAGAAAGGGGGGAGGUAGAGGUUUUUGUGAAGGUGGGCCUUCCUCCUGCCGGGUGUGGACCUGGACAGCUCUUGAACGAGACCAGAAAGCAGCUAACCAGAGACUGCGGCCAGUAGGCCUACCUCAUACCCCACAGGCUGCCCGGCUUCCAGUCUCAGUCCCGACCAGGAGCUCAAGGUCAUUCCUGAGUUUUCCUUCCAAAGUGACAUUAACAACAGUGAAUCCAUGCUGCUUGUGGCGUGUUGGACAUUGGCACCAUGCCAGCUUCUGAGCUGGCUGCUGUGCAAAAUGAGUCUGAGGCAGACACUUAGGGCUCAGGCAGGGUUGCUUGUCAGUGGUCACAGCCUUGUCUACUGACAUUUGAGAAAAGUGGGGGUGUGGGGAGAAAAUGUUUCUCACCAUUGGCCCGGCUCCCACAUCAGAGAUCCAGAAAAGUGGGUUCCCUUUAUCGCAUACUGACUGAAAUAAAAUGUCUUCACUUAGAAUGUGGCUUGGUACUUUGAAUGCAGCUAAUCUGGGUGUGG